This is a messenger RNA of Olea europaea var. sylvestris, 2775 nucleotides long. RefSeq names its product protein ENHANCED DISEASE RESISTANCE 2-like. The record is from RefSeq and is a predicted model, not a curated record. Bases 389 to 2560 code for a protein of 723 amino acids. Gene Ontology annotation, molecular function: lipid binding. NCBI's taxonomy places the organism in Eukaryota, Viridiplantae, Streptophyta, Magnoliopsida, Lamiales, Oleaceae. The transcript has 20 exons.
GCCAACCAACUGCCUAUAAACAAUAGCAUCAGUUGUAUUCAAAGCGGAGGAAGAGGGAACAAAGAAUAUAAAUAGGAAAAGAGAGAAAAUAUAUACAAGAAGAUACAUAUUAUUCAUUAGCAGUUUGGCAGGAAAUCCAGAAAAACCUGGCAUUCUGCUUUUGUUCUCUGAUUCCCUUUUGUGGAAUCAGAGGAUCAAUCAUCAUAAUCACUUCUCAUCUCCCCACAAUUUUGAUUUGUUUUCUUUAAUUAUAUACCUAGCAUUCUUGAACUAUUCUUGAAAUGGGAUUUUGAAAAAAAAAAAAAAAAGGAAAGAAAGAAAGAAAAGAAAAAGGAAACAAAUCAGAAAAGUGGGAUUUUUCUUUCUUUUCUUGGGAGUUCUUGGUAAAAUGGGAAUGGUAGAAAUUGAGGGGAAGAUGCAGGGGUGGCUCUAUCUGAUCCGAUUCAACCGUUUUGGGAUGCAAUACUCACGUAAAAGAUAUUUCAUUCUUGAAGACAAUUGCCUCAAGAGCUUCAAAUCAAUUCCCACGUCUGAGACAGAGGAGCCUGUGAGAAGUGCAAUAAUAGACUCCUGUAUUCGGGUUACAGAUAAUGGAAGAGAGAGUCAUCACAGAAAAGUGUUUUUCAUUUUCUCCUUGUAUAAUACUUCUAAUCAUAAUGAUCAACUGAAGUUGGGGGCAAUCAGUUCGGAAGAAGCUGCUAGGUGGAUCCGUUUUUUACAGGAUGCUGCACUUAAUCCUGUUAAAAACUUAAAAGCUUCUUCAAAAAGGAAGUGGCAACCUUUUAGCUUGAGUGUUUCAAAGGGAAUGGCGAACAAAAGGUUGACUUAUGCAUCUUCUCUGCAAGUGGAUGCGAUGACAUCCGACGUAAUUGCACCUUCACCUUGGAAAAUAUUUGGUUGUCGAAAUGGAUUAAGGCUCUUCAAAGAAGCGAAAGACAGAGAUUCUAAUGGGAGGCAUUGGGGCGAUCACCCAGCAAUAAUGGCAGUUGGUGUCAUCGAUGGAACAUCAGAAGCUGUUUUCCAUACCGUUAUGUCACUCGGACCCUCGAGAACAGAAUGGGAUUUUUGUUUCUAUAGAGGCUGUGUGGUCGAGCACCUUGAUGGCCACACGGAUAUAAUUCACAUCCAAUUAUACAACCAUUGGCUACCAUGGGCAAUGAAAAGAAGAGACUUGCUGCUUCGACGUUAUUGGAGAAGAGAAGAUGAUGGAACAUAUGUAAUCCUCUAUCAUUCCGUGUUCCACAAAAAGUGUCCUCCUCAACAUGGAUAUGUUCGUGGUUACGUUAAAAGUGGUGGAUUUGUGAUAAGUCCUGUGAAACAAGGUAAAGAGUGUGUUGUAAAACACAUGCUGGCUGUUGAUUGGAGAAUCUGGAAAUCCUACCUAAUGAAAGCAUCUGCAAGAACUAUAACUAUCAAUUUUCUUGAGAGAGUUGGAGCAUUAAGAGAGUUUUUCGGAGCAAAUAGCGAAAAUAAUUGCCAUGAAUUUUUAUCGGGAGAGAUAACAAGAGAAAUCGGGGUGCCUCAUUGUGAAAAGGAGGAUAUCAAAACUGAAAUUGACUUGAUGGGGAUGGAGAGUGUAACAGAAGAUGAGCCACGGCCUUCAAAUCUUAUGGGACUGAAUGAUGCAGUUGAUGAAUUUUUCGAUGUUCCUGAACCAUCCGAUGAUGAACGAUCCCAGAAUGAGUGGCCUUUGAUCAUGAGUCCAGAAUUAUGUUAUAUGGAUAAGUACCAGCCUAAAUUGCCAUCCGCUGCCAAUUUCAUGAAAAAAUUACAUCAUCUUGCAGUCCAAAAAAAGGGUUACUCAGACUUGCAAGAUAUAUCUUCGGAAGACAGCACAUCAUGCAGUUAUGGAGCCACACUUCCAAAAGAUCCAAGUUUGAAUAUCCCUUGUAGCUGGGCAGCUGCUGAUCCAUCCUCAUUUUUAAUCCGUGGUGAUAAUUAUUUAGAAGAUCGUCAAAAGAUCAAAGCAAAAGGUACUUUGAUGCAAAUGGUUGCUGCAGAUUGGAUAAGAUCUGACAGGCGUGAAGAUGAUCUUGCAAGUCGCCCUGGAGGCAUCGUUCAGAAAUAUGCAGCUCAAGGAGGACCGGAGUUCUUUUUUGUCAUUAACAUUCAGGUUCCAGGAACAACUCCACAUAAUCUUGCCCUAUAUUACAUGCUAACAACUCCCUUGGAAGAAACGCCUUUGUUAGAACGCUUUGUCAAUGGAGACGAUGCUUUUAGGAACUCAAGGUUUAAGCUUAUUCCAUACAUUUCAAAGGGAUCUUGGAUAGUAAAGCAGAGCGUCGGAAAGAAAGCUGGUUUGGUAGGUCAAGCACUCGAAGUCCAUUAUUUUCGAGGAAACAACUACUUGGAGCUUGAUAUUGACGUUGGAUCAUCCACAGUAGCGAGAGGCGUAGUUAGCCUGGUUCUUGGAUACCUUACCAAUCUUGUCAUAGAAAUGGCAUUUCUAAUACAGGGUAACAUAGAGGAAGAACUGCCGGAAUUUCUGCUCGGAACGUGUCGGCUUAAUCAUCUAGAUGCCUCAAAGGCAGUUUCUGCUGAUUCCAUUGGAAUUAGUUAGACAAAUUGUAAAGUGCAGUCUAGUAUACAUAUGAAGAGAAAGAUGGAAUGAGAAGUAAUCUCAAAUUGGUUCAUGUAGGAGUUUAUUCUCACAAGUGAUGCUUGUAAUUACUGCUUAUUCUAUUGAUCAUAACAUGUAUAUCCUAUUCCUUAAGAGUUAAUUGUAGAAUGAUGGAAAAUAAGCAUAAAAAGAUGAUCGCCAUUUCGGUUGGACUG